Trachymyrmex cornetzi is the source of this 875-nucleotide messenger RNA. RefSeq lists its product as uncharacterized. Lineage: Eukaryota; Metazoa; Arthropoda; Insecta; Hymenoptera; Formicidae. The coding region runs from base 211 to 795 and encodes 194 amino acids. The record is from RefSeq and is a predicted model, not a curated record. The transcript has 4 exons.
GUUCUUUUUGAAAGUACCGUGCAGGAACUUUUUGUACCUAGUACAAUGGUACAGUUCAAAAUGUCGUCACGGUGCAUGCGGUACAGACAGUACGGUGCAAUUUCAAGUUUCCAAAUAGAACGUUAUUCGGAAUAUGGGGUGCACAUGUGAACAGCAAGCUCAAAAGUGAUUAGUGAGGUUACGAAUAGGCCUGUUAAAAUAAAAGACAUCAUGGAUACAGAAACUGACGAUAGUAUUACAUCCGAUGAAGAGAAUCCAUUCGAUGAGUUUCUUGCAUUGCACAAUGAUAAUGAUCAUGAUGAUGACUUACUUGCAAUUAUAAAUCCUGCUAUUAACGGUAUUCAAAGAAUAAAUCAUGUAAAGAUCGUAAAUUAUAUAGAAACGACUCGAGCAUACAUUGAAAAAGACUUUAUUAUGCAUUUUCGCUUGUCACGAAUGAUUGCAUAUGAUCUAAUUGAUAGAUUUGAAAGAUCUGAUAUUUAUGUAACUCUGCAUGUACCCUCAGGUAAACCCACAAUAACAGCUGAAAAACAUGUUCUUGCUUAUUUAUGGUUUGUUGGACAUCAAACAGCAUCAUACCGAGAUGUAGCAGAUAGAUUUGGAGUCACAUUAAGCACAUUAUUCAAUAUUAUCACCCGUGUAACUGACUUUUUGUUAUCAAUGCCAAAUAUAAUUAGAUUGCCCACUAAUGCAGAGAUGGAAGUUACUCAGCAGUAUUAUAGGAAUCGCACAGGAUUCCCUGGUGUCAUAGGAUGGAACCCAUAUUCGUAUAGACAAACCAUUAGAAGAUCCUGAUUCAUACAUUAAUAGGAAGCAAUAUUUUUCAAUACAACUACAAGGAGUUGUUAAUCACCAACGAAAAUUCAUUGACGUCU